GUGGAAUCAGCGUUCAGUUAUUUUUUUUUGAUUUUAAAAUUGUUGAUUGAAAGCUGCAUUUAAAGUGAAUUUUGCAAAGUAGAAGUUUCGGAACUAGAGAAAUUAUUAAGACUGGUGCAACACAGGAACAUGGCCAAAGCGAAUGGCAAAUCCCUGGUUACAGCAGAAUCAACCAUAUCCUCUUCUGGUCUUGAAGACGCUGAUAUUUCAUUCUUCAGCACAAAUAUUGAAAACGACUUUUCACAGAAGAUCCUCCAAGAACUAAAGAAAGAAUACACAGUGAUUGAUCAAACAACACCAGUACCUUGUGGACGUUUGUCAUUGAGCAAUUUUGCUUCUAUUGCAAAUCAUGGAACAUACAAGUUGUUUCUGUUUGCAUUUAGUACAGAACAAACAAAAAAUGAGAACUAUGGAAAGAUGGUACAUGUUGUUACUUCUAUGAAACAAAAUAAAAGCUCCAACGUCCUUGUUCUCAAUCAAAAUUUGCAAGAAAAACACCUCAAAGAUUUUAAGCAAAAACAAGUCCAGGUGGUGGAUGUAAAAUUGGACACCAUUGAAGGGCUGAUUAGAAAAAUAUUCCAGUUCCUUGAAACUACAGUAAAUCAGAACAGAGAAAGAACGAGCCCUGAUUUAAGAAAUGAUGACUCCAUGAAUAUACUCUCAACUCUUGACCAUUUUAACAAGAAAAGAGCUUAUUUUCUUGUCUUGGGGCCUGUGACUAAUGGAGAAGACUAUAUGAAAGAGUUGUCUAAGUUUCCAUGGUUACGGGUGUUUGACUUUGACCCAUUAAGUAGAAUGUCUGGUGUAUUAAGUUGUACAGAGCAAGCAAUCAAACUGCAUAGAGAUCUGACAAUAUCUGAACAUACAGACAGCACCAUUGAUUUAAAUCAAAAAUCAACCAACUGGUCGUUUAUGAGGGGUUACGCAAAUCGUCCAGAUACAUAUUUCAGUGAUAGUCCUGUACAGUGGUGUAGCAAAGCUGAAAAUAUUAAGCCCUGGAAAAAAUUAUGUGGAGAAAUAUUUUCCUUCUGUGAAUGUAACACACCUCCAACAGUCCUUGUGUUAUGGCAUUCACUGAAGGAACAGAAAUAUUUGCACAAAUUUCUAUCCACUCUGUUUUUCCGUGCAGAUGAUGCUGACAUGCGAAACCGGUUGAAACUGGUAUUGUGUCUUAGUGAAGAACCGGAUGAGCACUUACAGUCCUUGCUUGUAGAGUACAACUUUGAAAAAGCUGUGCGAAUGUGGUCUUUCUCCGAAGUCUGCAAAUCUUUAAAAACUUGCCCUUCAUUAGAACAGGUAGAAUCACAACACAGAUUGCCGUGCUUUCAAGAAACAAAUAAAAGUGAACCAACAGUCUCCAUUAAUACCGAAAAGAUGCAAUGGCUGUCAGUGUACUGUGAUGUGUUAAGUCUGCAAGAAAAGAAAUCUGAUACAAAGAAACCAGACGACAAAGGGGAAGCUUUUCUUAAAGGUGGGGAAAUAACCUGGGAUCAACUCGGUAAAUAUGAUGCCACAAGAUCUAUAUUGGAUGAUGCAAAAAACAAAAUUUUAAAUCAGGCACUCAAGAAAGGCACAUCCCAAAUAGUUAACAUAUACCACACCCCGGGUGCUGGAGGAACAACCUUUUCUAAGCAACUCUUGUGGUCUUUGCAUGAACAUAUUCCAUGCAUAUACAUUAACUCAAAUACUUUCCCUGUGCCAGCAAUAUACGAAAGAAUUCAUUUUUUAAGAGAUAUAACAGUAUUACCGGUAGUGGUGCUUAUAGAUGGUAAGAGUGAAUAUGAGUUAAGGUCACUGUUGGAUCAUGCACAUUCUAGCAAAAUCAUUGUUCUGCAUGUUCAGAGGUGUAAUGAAAAACCACCAAAGAAUGUGUUGAUUCAUUUACCUGAUGAAGUAAAAAAAGUAGAGUCGGAAAAUCUUUACAAAGUGUUUUCGAAUGUGUGCCUUAGUCAGCAAACAAAACCGCUCCAAACAUUAGCAAGAAAGGUUGAAAAUGGUGGAACAUGUUAUAUGUAUGAGUUUGGCUUAACUUCCUUCCAGCAUGAAUUUCAUGGCCUGAAAAGUUUUGUGCAAGGGCGUCUAGAACUGGAACUAGGAACAGAAAAACUGGAAGGAUGGAAAAGUAUUCUUGCAUUUCUCUCUCUCGCCCACUAUUAUGGACAACGUGGAAUUCCACCCGACUUUUUCACGAAAAUCCUUGGCAUUAACCCAAACGAUGUGGUUACCAUUGAUGAUCUUCCCAGUCAAGCACAAGUUUUUAUCUUAGAAACAAAAGAAAAUACCUGGAAAAUUAACUACUUUGUUUUGGCAAAAGAGAUUUUGGAACAACUUGCAACAAGAAAUUACAAGAAAAAAUCAAAGCAGCAACACGUAGGCUUAAGUAAAGAAGCCAAAAGAAAUAUACAUGAAAUUGCACUUGAAUUCAUACAAGCUGUAAAAGCCAGAGUUUCAAACUUGGAUAAGGAUAUUGAAAACAUCAUUACUGCUCUAUUUUUUGAGAGAGAUUACCAGCUUGUUGAUGAUAAAGAUGUACUCGUAAAAAGAAAAACAUUUUCCAGGCUGUUGGAAGACAUGACUGAAUCAGACAAAAAAUUGAAGGUUCUUCAACUGCUGGUCGACUCAUUUCCACAGAAUUAUGAAUUCCGUGCACACCUUGGAAGGUUUUAUGGAUCAAGUUAUGGUAGGAACUAUGGUGAAGCUGAAACAGAAUUAAAAACCGCACUUGAGUUGGUUCAUAAGGAAAUGAAGAAUUCUCCAUCUCCAUCAAAAUUUCAUCAAGCUGUUAGCAGAUUCGAAAACAUGCUGGGGUGUGUGUUUGUCCGAAAGCUUGAGAAUAAGCUUGGAAUGCUUGGGGGUUACAAACCACAUGAAGUGCAUAGGUUAAGUACAUUUGUGAAUGAAAUUUUUUCAACAGCAGAAUCAGCAAUUUUACACUUCGAAGCAAAUGUAAGAUUAAGUUUUGGUUAUAAAAAGACAUAUGGAUACAUUGGUGAACUGAAAGCACGCCUACAUGUUGUGGAGUUUUUGUAUAAAACUGGUAUUUGCAGGUGGGAAGACAUUUUAGGUCAGGAAGAUCUGCAUCAGGACAAACAUUCAGACUUUCUCACAAGAAGCCUUCCAAUUUGUGACACACUCUUGGUGGAAUGUGCAGAGGUUGAUGCACAGGCAAAUGCCAUGAAGCUUCCUGAUUUUGCAACUUGCCUAAAUCUCUUUAACACAUUCUACAAAAGUCCAAAUGCUGCACUAAAUGAGUGGAAAGGAGUUAAUACGACCUUGUCCCGCAGAUGCCAAAUUUCUGUAAUUAAGUUGAAGCAUGGUGCAGUUCAAGGAGCAGUUAAUUCUAUUGAACUUGUAAAGGACAAAAAAGAUCUUGUAAAGAUAAUUCAACUACAUGAAGAAACGUUUGAUUCUGAAAUGAGUUUGUCACUUAAAGAUGGAGGUAUCAGACUGUCACCGAAUAUUCUUGAGUGGCUACAUGCAAUACGCUGCAAUUUAGUUGAAAAAGAAUAUGAGCUGACUGAGGUACUACGACAAGUUAAAAUGUGGAAUGAGCGCAAUGAGCAAGAUGUGCUUUCAUCCUACUACUUACGCACUCUCUACUUUUUACUUGCACUUACAUCGCCAGGAAAAAAGAUGGCCAAAACGUACACAAAUCAACUGAAAGCACUUAUUCAGGAAGACCUGUCGAACUUAGUGUCACAGUUUCCAGUCCAUGCCCUAGAAUGGAUAUCCUCAACCUCAAGUAUGGGAAUUAAGAGGCUUGUACACAAAUCUAAACUUGGUUCGUGGAACAGUACAGAUCGGUUCUUUGAAGACAAAAGAAAGCACAUGCUUUUAAAGGGUUUUACUGGCACCAUUGUUAAAUCCGAUCAGCCAUACUAUGGUAGAAUUCAGGUGGACAGCUUGUGUGACUUGACUUUAUAUUUUGCCCCAAACCUUUCAGGAUUUUUUGGCAAACGAUACACGGAACAAAAACUAAGGGUAGAAUUUUUUAUCGGUUUCAAUGUGGUGCAUGGAGCAGAAGCUCACUAUGUUAAAGAAUUGAAAACAGACACCUGCCCAACUUGCAAAUCUCGAUAUGAAGUAACAACCUUAUUAUCAAGAACAAUUUGCCAUAAAUGUAAAGCAGUCAUUACAGAGCGUCAGUUUACUGUUUCCUGAGGAGUUUUUAAAUUUAAUACAAAAAUCUUACCACCUGAUUAAGGAAGUAAUAAUUGUAAAAGAACAGACUUAUAUCUUCAGUGACCCCCCAUUGUACAGA
Messenger RNA from Ciona intestinalis (vase tunicate), 4261 nucleotides. RefSeq lists its product as uncharacterized. The record is from RefSeq and is a predicted model, not a curated record. Gene Ontology annotation, cellular component: cytoplasm. NCBI's taxonomy places the organism in Eukaryota, Metazoa, Chordata, Ascidiacea, Phlebobranchia, Cionidae.